GUGGUAUUUUCAGAAUAUAGAGACGCAGAUAAAGUUAUUGUGUAUUACUUUUUAUUUAAAUAUACAUUUCACACGUUGCGAUAUAUAAAACACCGUUGUUUUGACUGCACGAUAACAUUGAAUAAAAGUGUGAUUUUUAGAAAGGCCAAUGAAUUUAAAUCGGGACUUCGGUGGCGGCAGAAGGGCGGUCGGCGGUCGUCCACUGCCGACUGAACCCCCAUACAAAGCGUACGUCGGAAACUUACCCGGCGGAAUCAUUCAAGGCGAUAUAAACAGAAUUUUCCCUGAUCUAGCAAUAAAAAAUGUGCGGCUGGUUAUGGACAAAGAGACAGAUAAGUUCAAAGGGUUCUGCUAUGUAGAAUUUGAAUACUUGGACGAUCUGAUAAAAGCAAUUGAAAUGAAUGGCGCUAUAAACGUAGAAGGUAAUAUUAUCAAAAUAGAUGUUGCUGAAGAAAAAAGAAGUGGCGGCGGGGGUGGUUUCGACCGCGGGCGGCGAGACGGGCGCGAGGGCGGGCGGGACGGGCGCGCGGGCGGGGGCGGCGGGUUCCGCCGGGAGGGCGGCGGCCGCGGUAUGUACGACCACUUCGACCAGCUCGACCGCCGCGCGCCUCGCCAUCAGGGUGGAGGGUUCACACAUGAGCGCGAGCGAGGCGGCGGCGGAGCGGGCGCGGAGCGAUGGGAGCGGGAGCCGGCGCGCGGGGCGCGGGGCGCGUCGGAGGAGCCGCGCGGGGACUGGAGCGCGCCGCGCCGGGCGCCGCCGCCCGCGCCCGGGGCUCCGCGCCGCAACUUCGACGAUAUGCCGCCUUCGCGACCCGACACAACAGGCAGACCAAAGCUGGUGCUACAGCCGCGGACGGUGAAAGAGCCGUUGAACUCUCUCGCGUCCACGUCGCAGACCUCGUCCAUAUUCGGCGGCGCGCGGCCCCGGGAAGAACGGCUCAAAGAGCUCACCCGCGCCGACUAGACGCCAGGCUGCCAGCGGACUAUACACACUUCACAUUACUUACGAUAGCUGUGCUUUGUUGCUGAGCCGUGUGGGUAAAACGAAUUGGGCUUGAAACCGGUUUUAAAAUAAUAAUAAGAUGAAAAAGUCAAGCCGGCAAGGCAGGGUUCGAUGCCAGGAUUUUUUCAUCUCAGUAUUUUCGAAAUUAGUCAAAAAGCAUGUGUGACAUGUAUAACAUUGAAACCGGUAUUUUGUUCUCGUAUGGAUAAACCUGAUCGACCUGGGCUUGAUACCGGUGUUUUUCUCUCCUGGUUACCCAAAUUAUUUAUAUUUGCUCUACUGCGAGCAGUUUUCUUGAGAGCAUGUUUUUUUUCUGGGUUUAACUAGAUUUGAAACAUGUACAAGACAAGUCCACACUAUGUUUCUCUUUCUUACUCGUUUGUCAUUGGUCAUUCAGCCUGAUAGCUACAAAGUAGUAGCUGAUUUACAUGAAGCAACUCCCACCAAACAGAAUUAAGUUCAUUGAAAAGUAAGCUUUAAGGCGUGCGUUGUAGACAUACUUCAUAUUAACACAAGAGCUGACAUCGUACAGUUUGCUGAUUUGUUGUCAAAGUAUACAAUACUGGAGACGCAAUAAAGUUCACAUUUCAAUCAACGUCAUUUUGUGUGUCGUUGUUCCCAAGCUAUACGUCCUCUGCAGAUAUGUCUGUUGUUCCUGAGAUAUGUUAAAAUCUACUUUUGAAAGUGUGAUAUCAGUAUAUUUGAUGUAACGUUAAGGAAGCUAGGUUAAUGCCCGUUUUUCCGCAUGGUUCAGAAACAAAGCAUAGCUAAUGAACGAUCAAACUAUGGAUCUUGUUUUCUCAUUCAAGUACCAAGUGAAAAUUCAAGGGUCAACAAUUAUUAUUUUACUAGGUAUAUAACAUACAUGUCUAGUGUAAAGUGUGUGUAUUCUUGCCAAUGUCAAGUCUGUAUAUUUGUAUGUCUGUACUCAUGCCCUACUACGUGUUCCCCGAUAUUUAGUGCAGACUUAAAUUGUAUAUGAACUUGAUGGAUUUUGUUAGGUUAUGAGGUUGUAAAUCAUUUUUAUCGUAUAUUUUGUUAGCUUUAUACGUGUAUUUGAGCUUGUUGGCAGCGGUGCGCCGCUCGGUUCCUUUCGCAGUAUUUAAAUUGCUAGCAUUCAUUCUCAACAAAUUGUCAGGGCUUGUGUGUACGAUAUCCGCUUGCAUAAUAAUUUGUUUCUAAAUUGAACAUGGAUCAAUAUUUUAUGCCAUUACGAUUUGUAAUGCAAACAUUAAUUAUUUUUACAUUUCUGUAUGUGGCGAUUAUUAGAGCUUCGUAAAUGAUUUCUCUGUUGUAAUUGUUUAUCAUUUAUUGAUUGUUUAGUUUGAUAGGUCACGAAAAUUAAUCAUUGAAGGAGUAAUUAUGAACAUAAUUUAAGAGUUGAUAAUGUGGUGAUGUAAUUACGGUGUCAUUAAUAAAAUUAACUUCCACGUACUUGGAUUUCUACUUUAUUAGAUAUUGUGUAAUGUAAUAAGUUACGUGGCAAAGUAAUAAAAAAAAAUCGCAAAAUUGUAACAGAACAUAGAAAAAAAUAAAUAAAACAUGAAUUCUUUGUAA
Molecule: messenger RNA, 2560 nt
Organism: Plodia interpunctella (Indianmeal moth)
Lineage: Eukaryota; Metazoa; Arthropoda; Insecta; Lepidoptera; Pyralidae
Gene: eIF4H1
Product: eukaryotic translation initiation factor 4H1
Exons: 6
Coding region: 149-964 (271 amino acids)
Molecular function (GO): RNA binding
Source: RefSeq, a predicted model, not a curated record